Messenger RNA from Yarrowia lipolytica CLIB122, 810 nucleotides. RefSeq lists its product as uncharacterized. NCBI's taxonomy places the organism in Eukaryota, Fungi, Ascomycota, Dipodascomycetes, Dipodascales. Gene Ontology annotation, molecular function: RNA binding. Gene Ontology annotation, cellular component: nucleus; cytoplasm. The record is from RefSeq and is a predicted model, not a curated record.
AUGUCUGUCUCCAAGAACCUAUACGAAAUCCUCGGCAACGUGGAGGAGGACUCCAACAAGGUCAUUGUGACCAAGGAGCUCACCAAGAACUCCGGCUCUUCCAAGAAGAACGCCGCCCCCAAGGACCCCGGCGCUGCCAUCGGUGCUUCCAAGAAGUCCAACCAGCCCCUGCGGGACCAGAACCGGUCCAAGUCCACCGAGCCCCAGGCUGAGAAGAAGGGCAAGCCUGCCCGAAACCCCCGACCUGACCGACGAUCCCAGACCGGCAAGUCCGACUCUGCCAAGAAGGUUGGCAAGGGAUGGGGCGACUCCAAGGGCAAGCUCGCUGACGAGAAGGCCGGUGACGCCAUCGCCACCAAGGACGAGGCCGAGCCCGAGACCCCCGUCGAGGCCCCUGUUGAGGAGCCUGACAACACCAAGACUCUGGAGGAGUACCUUGCCGAGCAGAAGGCUGCCACCGCCAAGCUUGCUUCCGGCCGAUCUGUCCGACAGGCCAACGCCGGCGCCGAGUCCAAGUACUCCGAGGCUUCCAAGCUCGACAAGGACGAGGUUGCCGAUCUCGUUGCCGGCACCAAGGCCAAGAACGUGCGAACCCGAGCCCGAAAGGAGAAGGUUCUGCUCGAGAUUGAGCCUGCCUUCCCCGCCAACCGAGAGUCUCGAGGUGACCGAUCCGACCGAGCCCCCCGAGAGAACCGAGGUGGCCGAGACGGCAAGCGAGGUGGUGACAAGAAGGGUUUCCGAACCCAGGAGCGAAAGGCUCCCUCCGUCAACCUCUCUUCCGCCUCUGACUUCCCCGCCCUUGGCGCCUAA